Colletes gigas is the source of this 894-nucleotide messenger RNA. RefSeq names its product protein lethal(2)essential for life-like. Gene Ontology annotation, biological process: protein refolding; response to heat. Gene Ontology annotation, molecular function: protein folding chaperone. NCBI's taxonomy places the organism in Eukaryota, Metazoa, Arthropoda, Insecta, Hymenoptera, Colletidae. The record is from RefSeq and is a predicted model, not a curated record. The coding region runs from base 136 to 741 and encodes 201 amino acids. The transcript has a single exon.
AUGCGUAGCAACAGUAUACUGAAAACGAUCGUGAGAGAAACAUCUGAAGUACAAGUGCCGAAAGCAAAUUAUUUAUAAGAGAUUCGCGAAGAAUCAGUUGUUUGACGUAAAAGUAUCAAGUAAUUCAGUGAAAAAAUGGCUCUGAUUCCACUGUUGUUCUCUGACUGGUGGGAAGAUCUGGACCGGCCUCAUCGUCUUUUUGACCAGAAUUUUGGUUUGGGAUUACACCCUGAGCAAUUGCUGAACGCGAACAUUCUCGACCAAUAUAUGGUGCCCAGACAAGCGGAUAGAAGAUUGAUGAUGAGAGAUCCGUUGUUGAGAUACUACAGACCGUGGGGCGAACUCCUGCGAAAAGGCGAGGGCGGAGGCACGUCCACCGUCAAGGCAGAUAAAGAUAAAUUCCAGGUGGUCCUGGAUGUUCAGCAAUUCAAACCGGAUGAAAUUAACGUCAAGGUCGUCGACAAAUGUGUCAUUGUCGAGGGCAAACACGAAGAAAAGCAAGACGAACAUGGAUGGAUUUCGAGGCAAUUUGUCAGGAAAUAUUUGAUUCCUGAACAAUGCGACAUGGACCAAGUAGCAUCUAGUUUAUCGUCCGACGGUGUACUUAGUAUCACCGCACCUAGAAAAGAAAAACCACAAGUUGAAGGCGAGAGAGUUAUCUCUAUUGAAAAGACCGGCAAGCCAGCGUUGAAGGAAUCUCAGGAGGAGAAGAAAGAAGAGAAGAAGGAGGAAGAAAAGUAGACUUCAAAUAUGCAAAAUUUAUAAUCUACUAUAUUUCGUGUUCCUAUUUCCAUACUCAUGUACUUUCCAAAUCCUUUUAUCAGUAUGUCAUAUUUCGAUUUUUGUAAAUUGUAGUUUAAGAAUUUUGUUUUAAAUAAAACUCAUAAAUUUAAA